Messenger RNA from Toxotes jaculatrix (banded archerfish), 3349 nucleotides. It is a transcript of the gene zdhhc3b, whose product is annotated as zinc finger DHHC-type palmitoyltransferase 3b. The coding region runs from base 438 to 1334 and encodes 298 amino acids. Lineage: Eukaryota; Metazoa; Chordata; Actinopteri; Toxotidae. The record is from RefSeq and is a predicted model, not a curated record. Gene Ontology annotation, biological process: protein targeting to membrane; peptidyl-L-cysteine S-palmitoylation. The transcript has 7 exons. Gene Ontology annotation, cellular component: Golgi apparatus; endoplasmic reticulum. Gene Ontology annotation, molecular function: protein-cysteine S-palmitoyltransferase activity.
AAAGUGCUGCCUGGCAGACUCAGCUCAGGGCGGCACUGCCCAAAUGCAGGCAGGAGAGACUUCCUGGUUGGCUCUGCUGGGGUUUUGUUGUCCCGCCGCCCGCAGAGCUUUCUGGACCUGGUAGAUAAGCAGGCCUGUCUCACGGCUCGGUCCUCGGCUGUUGGCCACACACACGGAUAUAACACGCCAACGAACACCUCGUCGAAACCGAGGCGGCGGCGGGAGCCGAAGCCGAGGCCGUGGAGAGCAGCUGUCCGGGGAUCAGUGAGGUUAGCUGGUCCUGAGCUAUCAGGCGGAGCCGCGGGGGGAGACUCUGACUCGCGGUUUGGUUUGGUUUUUAACUUCACAACCGUCCAAACUACGUGGAGACUUCAAGAAACUUUGGUAGACAAGACAGGAGAGUGCGAGUAUGUGGUUGGAGCCACGGGCGUUGUAGGAUGAAGAGCCCGGCGCACCGCACCAGGGACAUCGAGCGGCAAGCUGGCUACCUGAAGCCCGAGCACUGCGCCCCUCCACCGCCCCGCACCAACUCCGACACCAUGUGGUUCAUCCGCGACGGCUGCGGCAUCGUGUGCGGCAUCAUCACCUGGUUCCUGGUUUUCUAUGCCGAGUUUGUGGUGGUGUUCGUUAUGCUGCUGCCUGCCAAGAACUUGGCCUAUAGCCUCUUCAACGGGGUGCUCUUCAACGGCCUCGCCUUCCUCGCCCUCGCAUCUCACGCCAGGGCUAUGUGCACAGACCCGGGAGCCGUGCCUAAAGGGAACGCUACCAAAGAAUUCAUCGAAAGCCUGCAGCUCAAACCAGGACAGGUGGUGUACAAAUGUCCCAAGUGCUGCAGCAUCAAGCCUGACAGAGCUCACCACUGCAGUGUAUGUAAACGUUGCAUCAAGAAGAUGGACCACCACUGUCCCUGGGUGAACAACUGUGUCGGAGAGAACAACCAGAAAUACUUUGUGCUCUUCACAAUGUAUAUUGCACUAAUAUCCUUCCAUGCACUAGUAAUGGUGGCUUUCCAUUUUGUGCUCUGCUUUGAAGAAGACUGGACAAAAUGCAGUAACUUUUCUCCACCAGCAACCGUCAUCCUCCUCAUCCUCCUCUGCUUUGAGGGACUCCUGUUUUUAAUCUUCACUGCAGUCAUGUUUGGGACCCAGGUUCACUCCAUCUGUACCGAUGAGACGGGCAUUGAGCAGUUGAAAAAGGAGGAGAGACGAUGGGCCAAAAAGUCAAAAUGGAUGAACAUGAAAGUGGUGUUUGGCCAUCCGUUCUCUAUAGCCUGGCUGAGCCCGUUUGCAACGCCCGACCACGGCAAGGCAGAUGUGUAUCAGUACAUUGUGUGAAAGCUGGAGACUAAUCUGAGCUCUGCCGCUGUGGACUUAGACUGAUUGGUCCUGGUCCGGCCUCCUAUUGGCUGGACCUCACCGAGCAUGAACUUGUCUUAACCACUUACACAUUUUCUUUCAUUUAUGGAUGUUUCAUUUCUUGAAAUUUCAGGGUAUUCUGUUGUAAGCUAUUACACUGUUAGUUUUUUUUUUUAACAUCUUGUCACCUUCUUUACGUUUUAUAGUUUCCCUCUUGGUGCUGACUGAGAUUAAUGAGGUGUAGCUGUACAAAGAAAACAAACAAAAAUAUCUCAAACUAAGCAGUGACAACUUGACAAGAAGCACUUAUUAAGAUUUGGUGAAACGACACCAAGAGACUGAAUUCUUCCUCCUCUGGAGGGAAGUUUCCUGCAUCAUUUCCUGCUUCCAAGACUAAACAAUGUGAACUGAAGUCCAGAAUGUUUUCGUGCUAAGCAGUACAGUCCUGGUGCCAAGACGGUCACCUGGUACUGUCAUCCCGUAAACAUCGUUGUUGUGAUCCUGUCACCUCUUGUUUUGCUGUAUUUCUGUCGAAGCAAUAGUCUUUUGCUGGAUGCUGCGGAUGAUUUGCCUUAGUGCAUAAGUGAGCGGUGGUGGCAUCUGCUAUUUUUAAAGAAAUCUUUAUUGUUUUGCCUUAAUGUCACAGUCAGGGUGAGACAGGGUCCCACUGGUUAAUAUUAUUUUAAACGAGUUUGUUGUUGUUGUUCUUUGAUGCCAGAUAAGUGGAUUUGUUCAGGUCAUCUUAGGAAUGUAUUUCGAGAGUAAAUUUGAUCAGGUUUCCUUUUGAUAUACAUUGACUUCACUAAACACCACCUAUGUGGCACUCAAAGAAAGUUAGAACAAAGCACAUUUAAGAACAGUAUGAGAACGUUUUCUUUUGUUGUUCCGAAAGGCAGUUAGCCAAGUGUGGUCAAACGCUGUAAGACAGAGAGCUGCAUUAACCUGACAGUGGUCAGUUAAUGUUAUAAUCCUUAGGACUUCCCUCCUGGUUGCUUUGGUGACACCUGUGGUUACUGUUUUAUUUCAUGACAGUCUUAAGGAUUAUAACUUUAAAACCGAGACUUGGCAGGUGAAGAAAAUCUUUUUAAGUCCUUGAAGCAACGCUGCUUGUAAGAUAUUCACAGUGACACUUUAGUUUUAAAAUCCACCAGGCGGUUUGACCAGUGUCCUUUUGAUUAUUUGACGAGUCUGUGCAGUAAAUGUAGACGACCUCUUUGCUUGAUAACCAUCGCAGUCACCAGCUCAGAUGGAACGUCAGGGACUAAAGAAAUACACGAUGCUCUCUGAAUGCACUGACCCCAAGUGUAAUUCACUUGCUCUCAAUUGAUGGAAUUUGCUUAUGGAUAAUCCAGUUUGUCAUAGAUUGUAGUUGUGAGCCUGACUGAAGGGGAAAAGUGUUGAUUAAAAUUUAGGCCAGUGGAAAAUGUUCACUGAUGCCUGAAAGGCCAUGCUAGAAAUGCACAUUUUAAUUGUCACAGCAGCGGACAAUGCAAGGCCACCCAGUGUGAAGCUAAGGCUAGGUUUCAUUUGUGGUGAUGAGAAUUUGAUGCAGAUGCAUUUAACACUAAAAAGGCCUUUUGCCCAAAUGUGUUCGAAAGCCUUACUCUAGUAUAAAUCAUGCUUUUGAAGAGGAUGAAUGGAAUUAUUAGAACACAGCCUACAUGUUGCCAAACUGAAUGCUUAAUGAAUCGAGGCAGUGAAGUAACCAUUGAAAGAGCAGAGCAUUGUCCAGAAUGGAAUUUUCUUGGGCUUUUAAAAUCACUGGAGAUUUUAAAAACUGUAAAAACAUUACGUUAACGUGGAGAUGCAACAGCUGCAGUCCGGUUUACACAUACAGUUCACCAGCUUUCUUCUUUUUCUUGAAUUGUUCAACAUGUUCUGCGUGGUCAGGUAUCAAUACUAUUUGUAGUGCUUACUGUGGACCACAAUUUUUUUUUUCUUUUUGACUGUGGUAUUUGUUUAAAGGGGAAUGAAAUAAAACUUUAUGUAUGUGA